Messenger RNA from Phytophthora infestans T30-4, 537 nucleotides. RefSeq lists its product as uncharacterized. Bases 1 to 537 code for a protein of 178 amino acids. Gene Ontology annotation, molecular function: acid phosphatase activity. The record is from RefSeq and is a predicted model, not a curated record. Lineage: Eukaryota; Oomycota; Peronosporomycetes; Peronosporales; Peronosporaceae. The transcript is spliced from 4 exons.
AUGCCCCGUGCGAAAGCCAAGAUAACGCUUAAGGCAAAGCGUGCCAAAAGCAAGACGUCCGGGUCUAGCUCGAGACCACACGCUGCUUUCCGCAAGUGGGAUCACAUUCCCCGUCUCGUGGUGUUCGAUCUGGACUUCACGUUGUGGUUCCCUGAAAUGUACGAGCUGUGGGGAGCUCCGGGGAAACAGUGCCACUUCUUUGGAGCUGUACACACGGUAAUAUAUAAUCUGGAGACAGACCCCCAGUUCCGAGACACGACCGAGACCUGCAUGCGACUCAUGGACACAUCACUGCAGAGCAUCGUGGACUAUGAAGCCAUCUACCCGCGCAACAAGCGCGUGCAUUUCGAGCAACUCAAGAAAGACAGCGGCAUUCCAUAUGAAGAAAUGCUCUUUUUUGACAAUGAAUACGGCAACGUGCAUGACAUUCAGAAAAUCGGUGUAACGUGCGCGUAUUGCCCUCAAGGGCUCACAGAAGGGUCGUGGAUCCAGGGCAUGGAGGCGUUCCAAGCCGCGAAGACGAAAGAAACUAACUAG